AUGGCUUCUAGGAGACUUGUUGUUGCUGGAGGAAGCGGUUUCCUCGGGUCUCAGAUUUGCAGAGCCGCCGCAGCACGAGGCUGGGAGGUUACAUCACUAAGUCGAUCUGGAGAGCCGCGCUGGAACGUCCUCACAAGCUCCACGGAGCGACCAAGCUGGGCCAGCUCAGUGGAAUGGGCCAAGGCCGAUAUUCUCAAGCCGGAGACUUAUAAGCCAUUCCUAGGCGGUGCGUCGGCUGUCGUCCAUUCGACGGGUAUCCUCCUCGAGGCAGACUACAAGGGCGUCGUACAAGGGCGUGAACCCAUUCUCUUCCAAAUUGGGAAGCCAGAAUCCGCUACUACGAAAGGAGGGGGGGCUCUCGAGCCCAAGGAGAGGGAUGGACAAUUGACUUAUGAAUUGAUGAACAGGGAUUCCGCUAUCGCACUCGCCCAAGAAUCUUCAAAUGAGCAUGUCCCGGUCUUCGUGUAUAUCUCUGCUGCGGCUGGAGCGCCGUUCCUGCCAGCCCGCUACCUCACUACUAAACGCGAAGCCGAGGCCACCAUCUCAUCUUCACUCCCCGAGCUGCGGAGUGUCUUUAUUCGUCCGGGCUUCAUGUAUGAUUCAAACAGAAAGUUCACGUUGCCGAUCGCUCUUGGCGGCUUUGUCGCCUCCGAAUUCAACAACUUCCUCGGAAACAAGCUUGACUUCCUCGGGUCCAUGGCCGAAAAACCGCUGAAAGUUAAUGUGGUCGGGGAGGCAGUGGUUGAGGCAUUGGAAGAUGAGUCGACAAGGGGGCCCGUUGGAACGAAGCAGAUUGAGCAGUUGGCAACAAAGGCCUGGAGGAAGACGAUGCUUUAG
Molecule: messenger RNA, 837 nt
Organism: Penicillium daleae
Lineage: Eukaryota; Fungi; Ascomycota; Eurotiomycetes; Eurotiales; Aspergillaceae
Gene: horA
Product: ubiquinone biosynthesis protein COQ11
Exons: 5
Coding region: 1-837 (278 amino acids)
Cellular component (GO): mitochondrion
Molecular function (GO): protein-containing complex binding
Source: RefSeq, a predicted model, not a curated record